CGUCGCCGCCUUCUAGCGCUUAGCCGGGAGACUCACCGGCUGCCGCUCCAUAGAAGGCCGCCACGAGCACCGUGGUGGUUCUCAGCCGCAGGGACGUGGUGGUGGCGCCGGUGAAGCACGGGCCAUCAAGUUUCCUUUACGGCGAGGUCAGUGUUUUUGUUUUGUUUUUCCAUUUUUUAGAUAUAUAUUUUUUCCUUCUGUCGUCUACGUGUUUGCUAUUGCAAUGCUUAUUGUCUUCUUUCCUUGAGGGCUAUUCUUCUUCUCCUUCUUCUAUUUUGUUUUUGUUUUUGUUUUGGCUGUGGCGAUUUCCGUUCAUUCAUGAAUUAUUCCAUGACUUAUUGAGCAUCGCUUGAUUUGAUACAAUACACCCGAACAAGCUACGCGAAAAGAAUUGCAAUUUACGUUUACCACGAUGAAAUUGGGAGUAGAAAUUUAAGGUUUGUUUUAUUGUGGAGCACUGCUGAUGAUUGAACCAAGUGAAGAGAUAAUGCAGGGGAACUGUUAGUAGGUUGCAGGUACAGAAUUCUGGAUCUCCAACAGCUUACGGUAAGGAAUUGAAAUCUCAAUUUGGUGUUUUUUUCCUUGGAAAAGAGAACAUAUAUACGCACUUAAGAUGACAGCAAGAAAAAGUUGUUGCGUAGAUUCUUCACUAAGACAUGAUAGAUCAUUAAAGAAUCAUCCCGUAUGAUGCAAGAACUAUCUACUAGGGGGCUUGUUCCGCAGCAUUUUCCUCAAUAACUUAAGUCUCUGAGAACAAUGAUCUUCCACAUCGUCUUCCUUUCAAUCCCAGAGGGAGUAAAUCCAUUUAAGAACUUGUAGAUAGCUUCUGAUAUAGGAAUUCAAGGACAGGAGCACAGGUUCAUUUACCAUGGGCAUCAACCAGGCCAAUCAAAUUCAAAGCAAUCAGGCAUAUACACACACACACACACACAAAUAUAUAUAUAUAUAUAUAUAUAUAUAUAUAUAUAUAUAUAUAUAUAUAUAUAAUAUUUUUCUAUCAUAUAUUUUUAUUAAACUGCAGUCAGCAAUUGAACUGUGAUCCAAUCAAUCACCUGCUUGAGGCUUAGCUGCCAAAGUGACCAGUUGGGUUUUGUUGACACAUUAAAUUUGUGAAACUUGUAAAUACUCUUAUACCAUCAUAACUGCAGUGCUGUAUCGGAGACCACAUUAAACACAGCAGAUUGCUCUUGCUGUGUAAAUAUGGUGAUGAAUUUGCAAAUCAUCACAUUGUUGGACUAUAAUUCAUAUGUGAGAUGGAAGAUGAAAUAGACUAGAGAGAAACCCUUCAUUGCCCAGGAUUAAAAGUGUUGGACCGCAAAUUGGACAAUGUAAGUUUUUGAGUUGUGAUUGUGUCCAACCAAUGCACAAUGCCUUGAUCGGUUGUAAUGUGUUGCUUGUAAUAUGUUGUUUUUCCACUUUAAGUUUGUGCUUGCUUCUGGCUUAGGUGUACUCUUAGUUUUUUCAAAAGUCCUAUUUGUAGUCCCUCUCUUUGAUGAUGUUGUUAUUGGUCCUACCACUGAUGAUGACUCAUAAAAAGAAGUAUCUAGAACUUGGUGAAUUUUUUCGUCACCUUGAGAUUGGGACAUAUAGCCUAUCAUUGUUGACUAACAGUUUGGUGGAAACAUAUAUAUCUUUCCUUCAUUAAUUUUGACCAAUAUAUUUUUAUUGAGAUAAAAAGAACAUAACUAAUGAGAAAUCAUGAUCAAUCUAAUCGUUUUCUAGCAUCGUUAAAUCUACUAGAGAAUAAUGGUAAAAGAAUCUGGCACAUCUCUCUGUUGCAAUUUUUUUCGACACUAAUUUUAUGAAUUUGGAUCAGAGAUGUUCUUAGGUUAUGCUUAGCUAAACUGAUUUAUGGGUUUGCUGAGCAGUCCUGGCCGCAGCUCUUAUAGAUAUAAGUUAAAAAUUGGGUUGGGUUAGCUAACCCAAUUUGGAUAUUCUUCUUACUGCAUAGAAGUUAUAUUUUUUUCAUGCAAUACGUACAAAGCAGGGUGACACAGCCAAAGAUGUUCAAGUCUAUGCUUGCUUGUUGCAAGCUGUACAUAUCCGAAAGCAGAAAUCCCACUUCUCUAGCAUUGAUUGAGCAAGCAGCUAAAGCAUAUCCAGAAGCUGUUGUAAUCAAUAAAUUCAAGGAUGAGAUUUACAAUAGAGUUGGAUAUACACUUGUUUCACCUCUCGCCACGGACUCAUUGUCUGAUGUAACCCCAUUGAGUAAUGCUGUGUUUGAGAUGGUCAAGGCAGCAUUUGAGUCUAUUGAUCUUGAGACGCACUCUGGAACUCAUCCCCGACUUGGAGUCGUCGACCAUAUCUGCUUCCAUCCUAUGGCAAAAGCUUCCCUGGACCAAGCUGCUGGGAUUGCCAAGUCUGUGGCUGCUGACAUUGGCCACAAGCUCCAAGUGCCGACAUAUCUAUAUGGAGCAGCUAAUGAGGGAGGAAGGACUCUUGAUUCAAUAAGAAGAGAGCUCGGCUACUUCAAACCCAAUUCAGAUGGAAAUCAAUGGACAGGUGGGUUGAGAGCAGAAAUAUCAGGAUUGAAGCCUGAUGCAGGUCCUCUUCAGUCUUCACUAGCCAAAGGUGUGGUGGUCAUUGGGGCCACACGCUGGGUUGACAACUACAAUGUGCCAGUCUGGUCUACUAACAUCGAGGCUGUUCGUAAGAUAGCGAGGAAGGUAAGUGAGCGAGGAGGAGGACUUGAAUCAGUGCAAGCUAUGGGUCUAGCUCAUGGUGCCUACUGCACUGAAGUGGCAUGUAAUUUGCUGAAUCCAAGUAUCACGGGAGCAGAUCAGGUACAACACCAAGUUCAGAAACUUGCAUCGGAGGAAGGAUUUAAAGUAGGGGAAGGAUAUUUUACCGAUUUUUCCCAAGAAAAAAUCAUUGAGAUGUACUUCGAAUCUAUCUCAUGUGAUUCAACUUGAAGAUAAUCAACAGACAGUGGGGUGAUCUAUCGGCUGUGCUUUGUGCGUAAGCCUUUUUAAAUAAUAUAUUUAUAGUUCACUUUUGACAACUCGUGUAAAUUGAUGUCUACUGAAUGGAUUUCACAUAUUUUGAAGAGA
Messenger RNA from Musa acuminata AAA Group (dessert banana), 3050 nucleotides. RefSeq lists its product as uncharacterized. The coding region runs from base 1968 to 2912 and encodes 314 amino acids. The transcript is spliced from 2 exons. The record is from RefSeq and is a predicted model, not a curated record. Gene Ontology annotation, molecular function: transferase activity; folic acid binding. Lineage: Eukaryota; Viridiplantae; Streptophyta; Magnoliopsida; Zingiberales; Musaceae.